This is a messenger RNA of Scophthalmus maximus (turbot), 3615 nucleotides long. It is a transcript of the gene umad1, whose product is annotated as UBAP1-MVB12-associated (UMA) domain containing 1. The coding region runs from base 311 to 751 and encodes 146 amino acids. The transcript is spliced from 4 exons. Lineage: Eukaryota; Metazoa; Chordata; Actinopteri; Pleuronectiformes; Scophthalmidae. The record is from RefSeq and is a predicted model, not a curated record.
ACAGUUACAGUUUCUACACGAACAUGGGCAGAUGUUGAGGCUAGUGACUUUAACACAACAGACAGAGGAGGUUAUAUUUAGUGCUUUACAAAACGUCAGCGAAGUGAACUCCUCAGCAUUGAACUGAAACUAACCGAUUCGAACCAAACCGAACGAAAGUAAAACGUUAUGGAACCAGGAAGUGACUUCAUGGUUUUAUUCCGAACUUAAUGUCACGGGACAACGACAGCCGUUCAUCACAUUCGCUUCGUACCUUUCUGGGAGCAUAGUUUCGUUUUACCAUAAAAGGAGUUUGAAAAAGAGGCCCGUCAUGUUCAGUUUCCUCGGCCUGCGUAAAGACUCCAAGAAGUCCACCUCGGACAAGGAGGCAGAUGGAGGCUUUGUUAUCAUCGGAGAGACGGUUGAAGAACAGAGGAGAAAGAUGCAGAGCAUUAACAUCGCACACCCAUCAACAAACGUCAUAGUUCAGCCAUCAAGGUCAUCCUACACCCUUCCAGCUCCACCCUCCAACAGCAUCCAUACAGCUAUGCCCACCACGGGGCAGGUAGCUGGGCCCUCAUCGGCGGAAGCUGCUUCAAGUCUUCCGGAUGUACUCGGGGACAUCCCCUUCACUUUGGCCCCUCACGUCCUAACCAUGCAGACAGGAUUCCAGCUCAUUCCCGACGUGCUGCUGUCCCGGGACAUUAACUACAACCUGGCCAAUUUUCAGUACGACUUCACUUUGGAGAACUCUGUGCUCCAUAAUGCCUAGUUUGUCUGAAUGUCAACAUCCUGGCUGUCAGCAGGGGUUCACACUGUGGCAAAAAUUAGCAGAGUGUUGGUUAUGUGAGACCCAGCUCUUCAAUUUACUGAACCAGCAAAAUGUGUUUCGGUAGGAUUAUGAGGAAAUACAAUCUCACUCAAAUUACAUAUAACAAAGUUUUAGAACUGCAAAGCAGCCUUUCUCUAAUCAACUACCCUUUAGAUUAAUUUCAAACUAUGGCUGUGGAAAUUAAAUGAAAUUGAAAGGAAGCAAGGAAGCAAGGAAGCACGGCAAUCUCCCUGAUGAUGAUGAUGACUCAUUCUAAAUGAAUUGCUUUGUCGGAACACAAUGAACUUGUGCUUGAGUUGUUCCUUGUUGUGUUACUCCCAGUGUGAACAUAAUAAGGAACAGAGGAGUACAGUGUGUUAUGAUGAUGUUAUCCAAAUGGACAGCAUAAUUAUGGGUUAUUACAAUGUGGGUUGAUAACAAUGCACUCAGCAAGACGUUUGUCGAGAUCUGGGGACGCUGCUGCACAGAGGUCAGCGUGGUCAAGCCAAAAAUAAAUACGCCGCAAAUGUUGGUGGCAGUCUAUCAUUGCCCAUAACUACUGUAGGUAUGAUAGGUCAUAGUUGAACCAAGACGUUAGUCAAUAAACUGUGAUGGAUGUUUUACAGUAUGUAGUGUUAUGUUACAGUUCACCUUUCAUUUCUCUUUCAGUUAGGUUUGACUAACCUGGUGAUAUUGUUUACAACCUAUCUGCUUGUUUGAAUCCUUUUUUUUUAUGAGAAUACUUCGACACACCCUGAAUCUGACAGGUCCAGACAAAGUAUCAGGGUUGCGUCCUUUUCAUUUUUUAAAGUUCUGGGCUUGGGUUUGGUUUGUGUUUGAUUAUUUUUUUUAAAUUCAGACGUCUCUUUCCAACGAUACCAAUAGUCUUUUGUUGCAGGUAGAUACUCUAAGCCCAGAGACAGUAGAGAGAGAGAGAGAGAGAGAGUUGUAGCCAUUUUAGCUUGAAAAGCUAACUGUAGUACAAAGACUUUAUACAAAGAUGGAUUCUCUCCACUUAAAAAAAUAUCUUGGUUACGAGUGUUACCGUGUUGUGUUGGUGACUUUGUUUGGAGUCUGCGCCGUAAUGAUGGUGGAGUGGAGCCACAUUGUCAAGGUCUCACUGGUGCACCUGCCCGACCAUCACGAGCCAAUCUUAUUCAGGAGUAGUCAGGUCUACAUAAAACUGGCUUGUAAAAACAUGUGUUGGGGCUGGGUUCACAUCCCAGUCCAAACCACAAAAAAGUUGUACAAAAUUGAAAUUAUCUUUCAGGUCAAGGUAUACUACUAAUGCUAUGAGCUAGGUAUUGUUCAUAUUAGGUUGCCAAUUCCUAAAGCAACGAAAUUUAUUCGACCUCAUUUGAGCAUUUGGCUCCCCAAUGAUGAUGCAAUAACUAUUGAAAACUUGGUCUUAAAAAGAAUCACUUGAUAGAAAGUAAUAAUUCAUGAAUCUUUUGAAUCAUCUGUUUAUGUUGGAGCUAAAAACAAGUAAAGAUUGUCAGAAUGAUAAAGUGAAAAUGUACAGUAAGAAUAUUUUUUAAUUGCUACGGCUCUUAUGUCAAAAUGCCAUUGCAUACAUCCCUUUGUGCAGCAGUUAAUGUUUUGAGUAUUGUACACCUGUUAUUCUCUGCAAAUGACCAUCGUGUCUGAAUCUUGCUUCCUGGCCUUCCAUUUGGCCCCGCAUAUUUGUCCUCGCAUCAUUAAUUAACUCCAUCAUUUAUCCAAUCUGUAUUUGUUCUUUAGUCUCUGCUGUCUUGUGUUUACAGAAACACAUUUUUCAUUAGGUUGCAGUCACAUAUACUGUACGCGUCAUUAGUUAUGGCUUUGAUCAGUAUACUGGUGUACACAGUGAAUACCUCAGAGGUUAAACUGUACAACAAAUUUUUACACGUUGAAACACCGAGAGAUGUGAAGGGCGCGAGCCGUGUCUCUUUUCACCGAUACAGAACAUUAAUGCUAAUCAGGUGAAAAAAUCACUCGCUGUUGUUUGUUUUAAGUUUUCCACAAACUGUUUUGUCCUUAAAAUCAUUGAACCUUUGUGGAUUUGAGAAGAAAAGUCAAAGCCUCAUCUGUUUUUGAAAACAGACAUUUGUGUAGAUAGACAUGAUUAAUUGAAAGUGCUUGAAUUUAUACAUUUUUGGCAAAAAUAUAAUUUCUUGUGAAAUUUAUUUUUAACCCAACAUUAUUGAAAUGGACUUUGUGCUGCUGUCAGCAUGUCUCCCGCCAUCUCGUGUGCUGUGUUGGAGCUUUUGUUUUUUGUUCAUGGUAAUUGCAUAAAUCAUAUUGUAUCCCUUGUGCUUUGUAACCGGUAAACACUAUAGAAUCCAGGCUGUCUCACUUACCCAGUAAUCCAGCUUUACAGUUUUUGCUUUGAGUACUGUUGUCUUGGACUGAUGCGUACUUCCUGGUUUGAAUCAUGGUCCCAGCAGGGUCCAUGAAGCUGGAUGGACCUACUGUAUGUCAUUACCUGGGGUGAUGUCCAAUUUGGUGUUAGGUUAUUUUGAGAAAUACAUUUAUUUACAUCCCGAAUUUCCCCGUUGUGGGACGAAUAAAGGUACAUCUUAUCUUACAUAGUCAUGAAUUUACCCAGGAAUGCUGUAAUUUUACCUCUGGUCGUUUGUAACUUGGUCUCUUUAAAAACCUGUUGUGCCUUUUACACAGUAUGCAGCCCACAUGCCUUUCAGAUUGUACCUUUCCCUCUCACUAAAGUGUAUUUUUCAUGAACCAAGCUGUUCCCUGGUUUAAAGCAUAUGUUGAUGAUGGUGUGGUGUUUUCUCGGUUGUGACUGUGGAUGUAAACUUACUUUACAAAUAAAUGGGAUGACUGUG